AUGUCACAUAACGCAUUGUUAAAUUUGAACCGCUGGCGUUUCCUUUGUUCGCGUUCGGUCGCGGGUAUAGUAUUAAAACGCCGCCGGUACUCCCCCCGUCCUGUUCGCGCCCGCCGUCCGGCCCAGUGGUGGAACAGGGACGGGGCGACUGUGUCAGCGGGCGCGGGCCGAUUCAGGCACGCCGCGUUGCCCAAUCGACCGCCGACCUAUGGGCCGCGCGUAUCCUACCCGUUCCGUGUACCCUUUCGCAACUCGCGGGCUCAGAUCGCACAGUUCACGCCACAAGACGGGGCCGAUGAGUGCAUAGAAAGUAUGUACUGCUUUAUGAGGGCGUUUAUUUUGUCUUAUUUACCUGAUCCACGGCACUGGAGAUGUCCUAAUGCAACCGAAGACGACCGAGUCACAGACUCGCCCCCUGCCUUGGGCCUAACGGUCACGAGGUCGCGGCCGCGCGGCACCGCUGCGGUCGUCUCUAACGCUUCGGACCCUGCGGUCGACGCGCCGCCGUAUCAGGUGUUUGAGUUAUCGCGCCGCGGCUGGACCUUCGCGAAACGCGACCACAACCUAAGAUUAUUAAUUGUAGGAUUAAAGCCGCCGGUC
Iphiclides podalirius (scarce swallowtail) is the source of this 600-nucleotide messenger RNA. The record is from the annotation of a GenBank genome assembly. NCBI's taxonomy places the organism in Eukaryota, Metazoa, Arthropoda, Insecta, Lepidoptera, Papilionidae.